Messenger RNA from Chaetomium globosum CBS 148.51, 1536 nucleotides. RefSeq lists its product as uncharacterized. The transcript is spliced from 2 exons. The coding region runs from base 1 to 1536 and encodes 511 amino acids. NCBI's taxonomy places the organism in Eukaryota, Fungi, Ascomycota, Sordariomycetes, Sordariales, Chaetomiaceae. Gene Ontology annotation, molecular function: phosphatase activity. The record is from RefSeq and is a predicted model, not a curated record. Gene Ontology annotation, biological process: dephosphorylation.
AUGACAACUCUGGUCCCUCGCGCGCCCUACACGGAUGAUGAGCUCCGGAAGCUCUAUCCGGACGGCCUAGAGCUGCAACUUGUGCAAGUCCUAAUGCGCCAUGGUGAACGCACUCCCGUCUCGGCUCGCUUCCAGAAUGCCGGUUUGCAGCCCUGGUGGCCAUAUUGCGCCAGUGCCCGCCAGAUGCGAUCCGCCGUGCUCGCCUCGACCAACACCAAAGCCGACCAUUCCUUUGAUACCCUAGAAUGGAAACGCCGUUUGGAAACCUUUGGCAACAAUGACGAGCCAGUCAUUGCUGGUGGCCCCAAGAGCCAGCUGGACGACAUCUGUGACAUGGGCAGCCUGACAGACCUCGGCCGGCAGAGCACUUACCAACUAGGCCUCCGUCUGCGCAAGCACUACGUCGACCGUCUUGGUUUUAUCCCGUCCACCAUAAGCUCGGCCGACUUCCUCUAUCUGCGCUCCACCCCAGUUCCCCGUGCUCUGGAAUCUCUGCACCAGACAUUCUCGGCCCUAUACCCGCCCUCCGCCCGCGAGGCCGACGCAACCGGCAAGUUCCCGGCCCCCACCAUCCUCACCCGCGUACCCGGCGAUGAGACCCUCUACCCCAACGAUGGCAACUGCCGCCGGUUUGCCGCAUUGUCGCGGGCCUUUGCCCAGCGCGCCGCCGACAGGUGGAACAAGACGCCGGACAUGGAGUAUCUCCAGAAGCUCUACGGGAAGUGGAUGCCUCCGGACACCAAGGUUGCCGUGGACUCGCGCCCGCGGUUGUCAGGUAUUAUGGAUACCGUCAACGCCACGCUUGCCCAUGGACCCGAGACCAAGCUGCCCAGCGAGUUCUAUGACGAGAAGGGGCGGGCCAUCAUGGAGAAGAUCGGCGUCGAGGAGUGGUUCGCCGGGUACAACGAGUCGAAGGAGUACCGCAUGCUGGGCAUAGGAGGCCUGCUGGGAGACAUUGUCGGCCGGAUGGUUGGGAGCGUUGAGCAGCAGACAAUUAGGGACGGGUCGCAGACGCUGCUGAAGAGGACGGGGCAGGGGAACCACAGCGACCGGAUCCGGUUUGGCCUGAGCGGGUGCCACGACACCACGCUUGCGGGCGUGCUAGCGAGCUUGGGAGCGUACAACACGGACCGAUGGCCGCCCUUCACGAGCCACCUCGCGAUUGAGCUCUUCAGGGAUGCCAAAAUCCCGGCGCCUUCCCAGGAACCGGCCAAGAGUAGCUGGUGGGAUUCGCUUGUUGGGACAACAAGAGCUCCAGCGAAUAUCGGGCGUCGGCCGACGACGGAGUUGACGGCGAGCGAGAAGAACAAGCUGGAAGGGUAUUACGUGCGGAUGCGCUACAACGAUGAGCCCGUCACGGUGCCAGCUUGCAAGCUGCCAGGGAAUCAUCUCGAGGGCGACGAAUCGUUCUGUACACUGGCCGCCUUCAAAUCCGUCGUCGACAAAUUCACACCGACAAACUGGAAGCAGCAAUGCCGUAUGAACAAGGAUCAGCCCACUCUACCAAGGGGGGAGCCCGAAUGGGCGGGCCAUUAA